This is a messenger RNA of Solanum verrucosum, 927 nucleotides long. Its product is annotated as trihelix transcription factor ASR3-like. The transcript has a single exon. NCBI's taxonomy places the organism in Eukaryota, Viridiplantae, Streptophyta, Magnoliopsida, Solanales, Solanaceae. The record is from RefSeq and is a predicted model, not a curated record. The coding region runs from base 1 to 927 and encodes 308 amino acids.
AUGGCUUCAAAAAGUAACAACCUUAAGCAAUUGAUCCUAAUUCCAUCUACCGACUCUGACGACUGUCAACAAUCCAUCAAUGGCAUCAAUGAUGCCAACAAAGUGUCGAGGCUCCCUUGUUGGACCAAACAAGAAAUUCUCGUUCUCAUACAGGGAAAAAAAGUGGUUCAAGACCGGAUCCAUCGAGCCCGAACCGGAGGUAUGGAAUUGGGUUCAACACAGGUCGAAGCGAAGUGGGAUUCUGUUUCAUCCUACUGUAAAAGACAAGGGGUGAAUCGUGGACCGAUUCAAUGCCAAAAGAGAUGGAGUAGUCUGGCUGGGGAUUUUAAGAAGAUUAAAGAGUGGGAGUCUCAGAUUAAAGAAGAAAAAGAGUCAUUUUGGAUGAUGAGGAAUGAUUUUAAGAGAGAAAAAAAAUUACCUGGAUUUUUUGAUAGACAAGUGUUUGAUAUUCUUGAUCAUGGAAAUGGCAAUGAAGAAGGGUUAGAUUUGGCUUCCGAGAGAGAAGUUUUGUUUGAUAGUGGCAGAAGUGUUGUUGUAGGGGAUGAUGGGUUGUUUUCAGAUGUACCACAAAUGAAUGAGAAUGCUAUUCCUAUGCUAACUUUAGAGGAGCCACAUCAGCCACUCUCUCAAGUUUCUCCUACACAAGCAGGUGUAAGACAAACUACCACUCGAGGAGCUGAUAAAGGAAGAGGUCAAGAAGGAAGGAAAAGAAAGCGAAACGACUCAAAUGAUGAAAAAACAAGGAAUGUCCAACAUCAUUUAGUAAAAGCACUGGAAAGGAAUGGAAAAAUGGUGAGCUCCCAACUUGAAGCUCAGAAUAUUCAUUCUGAACAGGAUAGGGAGCAAAGAAAGGACCAUGUUGAUAGCUUAGUAGUUAUGAUAAACAAGCUUGCAGGUGCUUUAGGAAGAAUUGCAGAUAAGUUAUAG